Molecule: messenger RNA, 2792 nt
Organism: Oncorhynchus gorbuscha (pink salmon)
Lineage: Eukaryota; Metazoa; Chordata; Actinopteri; Salmoniformes; Salmonidae
Product: inward rectifier potassium channel 16-like
Exons: 2
Coding region: 96-1370 (424 amino acids)
Biological process (GO): potassium ion import across plasma membrane; regulation of monoatomic ion transmembrane transport
Cellular component (GO): plasma membrane
Molecular function (GO): inward rectifier potassium channel activity
Source: RefSeq, a predicted model, not a curated record
UUGCACCUGUACCAGUCUCUGCUCUGGUUCUUCCCUACACACAGGAAGCAGCCGGUAGCCCGACUCCAGACUACUUUUGUAACAGAUCUUACAGGAUGAACAAUGACUACACAGAGAUUAGUCCCUCUGAUCCCUCUGUCGACGCCUACACCACUCCCCUGAUCGCCGUGAAGGCCGAGAUCGGCUACCAGCACAAGAAGCGUCGUUACGUCCGCAAAGAUGGCAACUGCAAUGUCCUGUUCCGCCAUGUUCCUGAAGAGUGGCUCAUGUACGUCACCGACAUCUUCACUACGCUGGUGGAGAUAAGGUGGAGAGUUAUGUUCCUCAUCUUCACCCUCUCUUACACCCUCUCCUGGCUCUUCUUCGGCAUCCUCUACUGGUUGAUCGCCCUGGCUAACGGCGACAUCAAGGACCCUACUAACGCCCCUUGUAUGUACGAGGUGAGGGACUUCACCGCGGCUUUCCUAUUCUCACUGGAGACCCAGACCACAAUCGGUUAUGGUUUUAGAGGGAUGUCGGAGAACUGCAUGGUGGCGAUCAUCGUCGUCACCGUGCAGGAUGUCAUCAGCUGUUUUAUUGAUACAUUCGUCAUCGGUAUCGCUGUGGCAGAGAUGGCAUCGGCACGGAAACUGACGCAAACAGUAGGCUUCAGCAAUUGCGCUGUCAUCAACUUGCGAAAUGGCCGUUUGUGCCUGUCAUGGAGGAUCGGAGACUUCCGCCAGCACCACAUGGUGGAGGGGAUAGUUCGUGCUCAAAUCUUCCGCCCCACCUUGCACGCCACUGGGAGGGUGGACAUCAACUACAAGGACCUGGAAAUCAAACAGAGUGAUAUCCUUUUAGCCAUACCAACCACCAUCUUCCACAUUAUUGAGCCCGGUACUCCGCUCUACCGCAUGAGCCUGGAGGAUCUUCGGAAAGACGACUUUGAGCUGGUGGUGUCCUUCACCUACACAGACGACUCGACGGGCAUCCUGCACCAGACUCGCACCUCCUACACACCCGACGAGAUUCACUGGGGACAUCUGUUCCAAGAUAUGCUGAAUGUAAACCUGAAAUACUACAAGGUAGACUACUCCAUGUUCCACCACACUGCUAAAGUCCUGAUUCCGGAGGUCAGCGCAGAAGAGUACGAUCAAAUUAAGCUUCGGCGUUCCCCGCGCCACUCCCCGCGCCACUCCCCGCGCCACACUCCGUGCCACUCCCCGUGCCCCAAGCGCCCAAGCAUUAAUUGCAAUCCCCCGAUGGUGACUGUGGAACUGGUAAAUGGCACCACAGAAGCUGAGGUACAUGCAGCCAUGGCUGCUACUAUCGCAGCAGUUUGCGAGGACCAAGGACAUUUGUGUCUUCCAAGGAACCCCAUUCUGACGUAGAUGUUCUGCUGACAUGGAAAUACCAACACAAUUUCAUUGUAACUGGCCAAUGGUCAUUCAGAAACAUGGCCAUUGCAGUCUGCCAUUACUAUUGUCCAGGCUCUGUAAGCUGAAGUUGCUUUUAAAUGCUGAAAAGACAAAGUUGAUUGUUUUCACGAAAUCUAAGAUGAAUCCUCAGAUUCUAACACGUACAGUCAAUGUGCAGGACAAACAAAUAGAAAGACUAGCAACUAAGAGGUAUUUUGGUUUCUCGAUAGAUGAAUGUCUCACCUUUAAACCCCACAUUGUACGUCUUGUACUUGGAAUUCUUGGUAGAUGAGUGUCUCACCUUUAAGUAUCGUAAGUCUUGCGAAAAAGUUUUUAUUUUCGUAUUCAGUCAUGUUUUUCAUUAGAAGCGAGAAAGAUGCUUGUUCCCACUACUUUCUUACCUGUAAUUGAUUCUGGUGAUAUCCUGUACAUGUGAUUUCAUUGCGUAUGAUGGACUGGGUACCACGGAGCACUGAAGUUUGUUACUAACUCCAGAGCCCUCACUCAUCACUGUACUCUCUAUAUGAGAGUGGGCUGGUCUUCCCUAGCUCUUCGGAGAUGAAGUCAUUGGUAGGUUUUUAUUUAUAUGGCCGUAUUGAGACGGCUCCCAUUUUACUUGUGUAACUACAUUGUCCAGCAGACAAAUGAAAACUAUCGCCUGCGCUCAUAUGACUGGGUUUUGUUGAUUGUGCCAAAGGCCAGUACAGAGAUAGGUGAAAACACUUUCCAGUUCUCUGCUCCUUCCGCUUGGAACAAGCUUCUAAACGCCCUAAAAUCACAGGAACUCAUCCCUUAAAAUUAGUUUAAAGCUAGGUUAAAUUCUAGAAUGGAAUAUGAGUUUAAAGAUCAGUUAAAUUCUAGAAUGGAAUAUGAGUUUAAAGCUAGGUUAAAUUCUAGAAUGGAAUAUGAGUUUAAAGCUAGGUUAAAUUCUAGAAUGGAAUAUGAGUUUAAAGCUCGGUUAAAUUCUAGAAUGGAAUAUGAGUUUAAAGCUUGGUUAAAUUCUAGAAUGGAAUAUGUGUUUAAAGCUUUAAAAUCUAGGAUGUAAAAUGAAGUAGGGGGCAGUCAAUGUUUUGACUGAUAGUUUAACAAGACUUUCCCAAAACAUCUUGCUGUUCAAUGUGUAAAUAGAUUUUUUUUAACUGUAGUGCUUUGUGUUUUAUGUUGUAAAUGUGACUGCAACUUUGUGUGCUGUAUAACUUAGUUCUAAAUUUGUAUCCGUACCCCAUUGGAUGCAGUGAUCACAAUAGAGUGGCUUUGUCCAGGAAAACCAAUGUUCCAACAGCUGGGCCUAAAAUAGUAUAUAAGAGAUCAUACAAAACAUGUUGCUGUGACUUAUGUGGAUGAUGUAAAACAAUAUUUGUUGGUCUGAUGUGGUUUAUAAGAAACAUCCAGAUG